This is a messenger RNA of Aphidius gifuensis, 1734 nucleotides long. RefSeq lists its product as uncharacterized. The transcript has 5 exons. The record is from RefSeq and is a predicted model, not a curated record. Lineage: Eukaryota; Metazoa; Arthropoda; Insecta; Hymenoptera; Braconidae. Bases 1025 to 1549 code for a protein of 174 amino acids.
AGUGCAAAAUGUUCACUUAUUGAAAGUACAAUAUGACUAUGAGCUGAUCUGUAGGGCAUGGCCUUCAACACAAUCACCAUUCCCACGUUUAUUUUGGCCAACAAGCCUCACAAAACACUCGUUUUUUUUUGUUAAAUUUAUUAUUAAGUAUAUGGAAAAUUUAAUUAUACUAUUUAACAAUUAUUUUUGCCUUGGGUAACACGUGAAUGACACUUGGAUAUCUUAAUAUUUCCAAUUCAAUUUGAGGUUAGGUUUAAUAUCAGAAAUAUAUUAACACAAUUUUAACUGAUGAUUUUUAGUUAAUUUAUUUUUAAAACUGUUGUUAUUAAUUAUUAUUAUAAUUUAUUAUACAACAGCUGUUAAUAAACUUUAUUUACGCGUUUAUAAAUUUAUUUUUUUUAGAGAUUACAACGAGUCGCGCAAUACACAGUGAAAAAAAAAAAUAUAUAAAUAAACAUCAAAAUCAAUAUUCAAGAUUUCUUUAUUACCAACUGAGCUUAUUGCGCGCGUAAUUUGAUUAUAUAAUAACAUUAUAGAUACAUAUCUAAUAAAAAUAAUAAAUAAAUAUUGUUAUAAAUAUUUUUUUUUAAAUCAUUUGCAGAAUGAAGAAUUUCCGAGAGAUAAAUUAAUUUUGUCAUUUGAGUUUUUUCAAGGUUAAAAAAAAAAUACAUGACUUGUUAAAAUAAUAUUACUUUUUCAGGAAAUUCAUUAUUAAGAUAACACUGUAGUACUUCGUAUGAUUAUUUUUUAAUUUAUAUUUUUUUUAUUUUUUUUUUUGUUAUUAAAACAAGUAUAAUUACUAGUUUAUUUUAAAAUCCAAACAAAUUAUUUAUAUAAAAAUUUUUGUUUAUUUUUAAAGAGAUUAUAAAAUAUAUAUAAUAAUUAUUUGGUUGUUGUUUUUUUUUAUUAAGAUUAUUAUCAUUUUCCGGUUUUGUUGUUUUUGUAGGAUUUUCAUGUAACAAAAAUUAAUAAUUGUUAUUAUUUAAUCUCGGGAGAGUGGUAUAUAAAAACAAGCUGAUUUUGAAUGAGGAUUAGUAUUAUUUAUCACCAGAAGGAUAAAGUUUUUAGUAGAAAAAAAAAUUGCUAUUUAACAAUGUUGAAGUUAUUGAUGUUGGCUUGCCUUUGUUCGGCUUUGUUUGUCAAUGGUAUUAAAAUAAAAAGCCGUGGUUUUUCGGGUCUUUUAUCUGAGGAUAAAUUUACUGAAUCCAUGCAUUCAAACAAACACACCAGAGCUGCUCGUCAAGCGCCUGGAUCAGGACCAAUGCCAGAAGGAGAAAUUUCUAUGGAUCAUGGAAAUUUUCCAGGUAUUCCUAAAGAUCAAGAAGCUGAAUUCAACCAUCCAAACAUGCAAAGACGUACUCGUCAAGCACCUGGAUCAGGACCAGUACCACCAGGAGGAAUGACUGGGGGUCAAGGAAAUCUUGGUAUGCAAGGAUUAGGAAAUAUUCCCGAUCCAACAGCUUGGGUACAAAAAGGACAAGAAGUAAUGAGUCAAAUGGCUAGAGGACGUCGUCAGGCACCAUCACAACAACAGCCAAGAAAUGGCUAAAAUGCCCAAGGCUUUUCCACGACCAUCAAUGGAACCACAACUACAAAAAAUGACAAUGGACAAAUAAAUAAAAUGAACGAAUUAAUAAACCACACAGUAUUUAUGUAGAAAAAUGUAUUCACACCAGUAAAUCCCAUAUUGCACUUAGCACAAAUAUAAAAUAAAUAAUAAUCAGCAAAAUAAAU